This is a messenger RNA of Nicotiana attenuata, 2361 nucleotides long. RefSeq names its product pollen receptor-like kinase 2. NCBI's taxonomy places the organism in Eukaryota, Viridiplantae, Streptophyta, Magnoliopsida, Solanales, Solanaceae. Gene Ontology annotation, molecular function: protein binding; ATP binding; protein kinase activity. Bases 116 to 2224 code for a protein of 702 amino acids. The transcript has 3 exons. The record is from RefSeq and is a predicted model, not a curated record. Gene Ontology annotation, biological process: protein phosphorylation.
CUCACUCUUAUCACCUCUCAAACUCUCUCUCUUUCUCUCUCUCCCCUUUGAGCUUCCCAUGCAUUCCCACACAAUUAAUCCCAUUCCCUUGAGAUAAUGUUGAAACUUUUUUUGCAUGCCCAGCUUACAACGUAAGCCAUAUUAUUAUUAUUUCUCAUUUGUAGCAGCCUUUUGUAAGGGCGCGCACCGACAAGUGUGCGCACCCCCACUCCUAGUCUAUGCAAUGUCUGCGGCUUACCGUUACAGCAACCACAACCGCCAUCAUCUUCAGCACCAGCGCCACCGCCUUCUCCUCCUCACCGUGUUGCUCGCCGCGGCUGUUGUCUCGGCCUCCUCGGGAAGUUCCGAAGCGGAAAUUCUCUUAAGGUUCAGUAAGUCCUUGUCGAAAAAUGACGCAUUUUCCAAUUGGAAUCCCAACGUACCACCUUGCGAUAAAAAGACCGAUAACAACAAUUGGGAAAAUGUUAUUUGUGAAAAUGGUUUCGUUUUCGGUUUGCGGUUGGAGAAUAAGGGAUUAAGUGGUACAAUCGAUGUGGACGCUCUUAAGGAUUUGGCCAAUUUCAGAACCAUUAGUCUCAUUAACAAUAAUUUCGAAGGCCCUUUGCCAAUUAUGAGUAAACUUGCGGGAUUGAAAACUGCUUAUUUUUCAAACAACAAAUUUUCUGGCCAAAUUGACAAUAAUGUUUUUGAAGGGAUGCAUUGGUUAAAGAAGCUUCAUAUUGCUAACAAUCAAUUCACAGGAGAAGUACCCUCCAUUUUUGGUCAAUUGCCUAAGCUUACGGAAUUGAGGCUAGAAAAUAACAAAUUUGAAGGUCAAUUACCUGAUUUUAAUCAAGAGAGGAUUAUGGAUAUGAAUUUCUCUAACAAUUCUCUUAUGGGUCCAAUUCCUCGUGGCCUUUCUAGUCUCAAACCUUCGUCAUUUGAAGGUAAUGAUCUUUGUGAUGGGCCAUUAUCCAAAUGCACAAGUGAACCAAAGAUAGCUCUUUGGACAAUUAUAUUGGUGGUUAUAGCAGUGGCGGCAGCUAUAGCUGCAAUUAUUGUUGUUAUUGUCAUCCUUCGCCAACGCAAGCAGACGCCUGAAACGGAAGCAAGAUCAGGGGCAGCUAAUAAUUCACCCGGGGGCGCCACUCACCAGAAGGCGCCCUCGGCAGAUCUAGAUAAGAUGGAACAGGGCCAAGUAGUGGCUCCUGACCGUUCUCCGGAAGGCGGAAAGAGACCUGAACAAGCUCAAAAAAUUCAAUUUUUGAAAGAUGAUACGGAGAAAUUUGACUUGCCAGAUUUGUUGAAGGCAUCAGCUGAAAUAUUGGGAAGUGGAAUAUUUGGAUCAACUUAUAAAGCUGCACUUAGCACUGGACCUGUUAUGGUUGUCAAAAGGUUUAGGCAAAUGAAUAAUGUAGGCAAGGAAGAUUUCCAUGAGCAUAUGAGAAGGCUGGGCAGAUUGAGCCAUAACAACUUGCUUCCUAUUGUCGCUUUCUAUUAUAGGAAGGAGGAAAAGCUUUUGGUUUCCGAAUAUGUCAACAAUGUCAGCCUUGCAGUUCAUCUUCAUGGAAAUAAAUCUCGUGGGCAACCAAGCCUGGAUUGGCCAGCUAGGUUAAAAAUAGUAAAGGGAGUAGCCAAAGGACUAUUAUACCUCUACAACGAGCUUCCAAGCUUAACAGCACCCCACGGUCACCUCAAAUCCUCCAACGUUUUACUAAACGAAUCCUACGAGCCAUUGCUCACAGACUACACCUUACUACCAGUUGUAAACCUAGAGCAUGCUCAAGAACACAUGAUCGCAUACAAAUCACCCGAAUUCAAGCACAGCGGCCGAAUCACACGUAAAACUGACGUAUGGACAUUCGGAGUUUUAAUACUCGAGAUCCUAACGGGGAAAUUCCCGUCUAAUUUCUUGCAACAAGGCAAGGGGAGCGACACGGAUUUGGCAACGUGGGUUCAGUCUGUUGUUAACGAGGAUUCAUCGAAUGUAGAUGUAUUCGAAAAGGACAUGAGAGGAACAAAGAAUUCGGAGGGGGAAAUGAUGAAGUUAUUGAAGAUAGGAUUAAGUUGUUGUGAGCUUGAUAUGGAUAAGAGGUUUGAUAUGAAAGAAGCAAUGGACAGAAUUGAGGAAGUAAAAGAGAGAGAAGGGGAUGAUGAUUUUUACUCUUCUUAUGCAAGUGAAGCUGAUAUGAGAUCUUCAAGAGGAUUAUCUGAUGAUUUUUCUCAGGUUUCAUUGAACAUUUAAAGUGUAACGCUAAGGCAUUUUAAUUUGUUCAACUCAUGAUCAUCGUAAAGGGAUUGGACUUUAUUUUGUUUUGAUGCAUGGUUGGGGAUAGCCACUAAGCAAAAUAAAUAAAUUUACAAAAAAAAAAAAAAAAGAAG